AUGAAGCUGCCUACCCCAUGGGAGACGGGGAUGAUCGUCUUCCUAUUCCUAGUCUUCCUCUCUCCCUCGGCCAGAGCCCAGAGCUGCGGCGAUCUUUGCGCACACACGCCCAGCGGGGGCCUCUACACCCAGGCCAUCUACAUCGCGCAGGGGUUUCAAGUGACCCAGCCCAGCCGCAUCACCGCCUUCACCGUCCAGCUCCAGAGCCCAACGGCCAACGGCACACAGACCCUCGUCUCUGCGGCCCUGCACGCGGACAUGAAUGGGACCCUGAGCAGCCAGCCCUCCGCACAGCUGGUCAAUGCAGAUUUCAACAUCUCCAGCCCCGGGGUGGUCGGCCCGGGCACCACCCAGACCUACUACGCCACCGCCGGAAGUUCAGCGCCGCUACUCGACCCGGGCUUCUACUGGCUCAAGCUCACCCUGCCCUUCAACCUGAUGGCCUGGCACCAGGCUAGCAACACCUACGUGCCCGACCUGACCGGCCCCAUCAGGUACACCAAGUUCGUGUCGUCGGGCUCCCCCACAGACUGGGCCGUCCAAUCGACCACGACCACUGCCUAUCUGGUGCUCACCGGCUGUUACCAGCCUCUACCAUCGCCUUCGCCCUCACCAUCGCCGUCGCCCUACGCGAGCGCCGCCCCAGCGGUGCAGCUGCUGACCACGGACGUCAGCGCCAGCUUCGACGACCAGGCGCCAGCGGUGAAUGUCUCGGCAACAUCGGGCAGUCAGCCCGCCGUGGUCAGCUCCAGCUUCAAGGACAUCGACAUCAACGGCUCGACCCUGCCAUCAGACGGUCUUGGUGGCUACACGGUGGAGAGCUCGAACACGACCGGGGUCGGCGGUCAGGUGGAGACUACGACCUACGCGUACAGGGCGCAGAUCGAUGCCAGCACGACCAUCGAGCAGUCGUUCACCUUCAGCAACACGCCCAAGCCCGGCGACUUCUUCGGCAGCGCCUACGUGCUCGCGGCCGGGUCGGUCAAGUGGUCAGUCAACCUUACGGCGGCCACCACUUCGGGCGCCGGCUCUUCCACCUCCGGAGGCGUGACCCUGCGCUACCUCCUCGCCGGGCUCCGUGCCAGCAACUCUAACUCGAGUUCCGCCAAUGGGAUCGUGCGGCUCACCGAUUCGCCGAAGGCCAACAUGACCACCUACUUCGUCCAGCUCUCGGCCAAGUCGGUGGCCAAGGUCGAGGUGUUCGAUAUCGCCUUCAUCGACGGCGCCGGCUUCCAGUACAUCACCCACGACAUUCUUGCCAUUCCUACAACUUCAGCCCCGGGCGUGGCGUUCGAGCUGGUGCUCCGCUUCCCCGGCUUCAACGAGUCGCUGCUCUACGACCCGAGCCUGGGCCUAGGCGUGCUGGUGGGCUCUUCGAACGGCGAAUCGGGCGGCAGCGACAACAGCGCCCUGAUCGUGGCGGUGGCCGUGGCGGUGCCAUUGGCGGUCGCGGUGGUCGUCGUGGUCAUCGCCGCCGCCAUCGGCGUGGCCUGGUGGCGCAAGAGGCGUGCGCACGGCGAAGGCGUCGUCAACUUUGAGGGUGGCGACCACCGGACCCCAGACCCUUACCAAUUGUGA
Molecule: messenger RNA, 1578 nt
Organism: Acanthamoeba castellanii str. Neff
Lineage: Eukaryota; Discosea; Longamoebia; Acanthamoebidae
Exons: 3
Coding region: 1-1578 (525 amino acids)
Source: RefSeq, a predicted model, not a curated record